Messenger RNA from Necator americanus (New World hookworm), 213 nucleotides. RefSeq lists its product as uncharacterized. The transcript is spliced from 3 exons. The record is from RefSeq and is a predicted model, not a curated record. Lineage: Eukaryota; Metazoa; Nematoda; Chromadorea; Rhabditida; Ancylostomatidae. The coding region runs from base 1 to 213 and encodes 70 amino acids.
AUGGAAAGAAAGAAGAAGAUUACAUUACCAUUACGAAAAAUCGAGCAUAGAUCUUAUAUCUUCAGGGGAUAUUCUGCUGUUUUGUUUGUCACCUCAUUUCCUUCGCCGCACGGUCGAUUCGCACCUCCGUCCUCGCCGGUGGUGGUUGUGUGUGACUUCGUCCUACUUUACUUCAUCGGCAUUAUUCUGAAUAUUGUGAAUAUCUGCGAAUGA